ACAUAUUAGAAUUGGGUCCUCACUUAGCAGGGAAUACAUCUCUUAGCAAUCACUGCGAUGAACUCAAUUUUUCACAAGCUGAUGAAUUCAGGCAUGAUUUUCCUGUCGCAAUGGAGAUCAGUGAACUUUAUGGUUUGGUUUUUAUAUUAACAAAAUUUGGUUGGUUGUUGCUAUGUGAUUUAGAAUCAGGAUUUCAAAUCAGUACAGUACGAGUCACCAACCAGAUUAUGUUCACCUCGUCUCUGACGCCUGACAGCAAAGGCAUUGUGGGAGUCUGUAAAAAUGGAAAGGUAUUGUCAAUACGAAUACAAGAGGGAGAAUUAUUACAACACCUACAAUGUAACUGCAAAAAGAUUGUCAUUGCGCAAAGACUUGCCAAGCAAUUUACAAACAAUGACAAGAAAAGAAUAUAUCCAGAGUAUCCAUUUACAAGAUACGACACUGCUGUCUGAUUCUCUCUAAUUGCAUCGUCGAACAAACUCCC
Saccoglossus kowalevskii is the source of this 484-nucleotide messenger RNA. RefSeq names its product clathrin heavy chain 1-like. The record is from RefSeq and is a predicted model, not a curated record. Gene Ontology annotation, biological process: receptor-mediated endocytosis; intracellular protein transport. Gene Ontology annotation, molecular function: clathrin light chain binding; structural molecule activity. Lineage: Eukaryota; Metazoa; Hemichordata; Enteropneusta; Harrimaniidae. Gene Ontology annotation, cellular component: clathrin complex; clathrin coat of trans-Golgi network vesicle; clathrin coat of coated pit.